AUGAUGUCCACCGAGAUGAAAACGUUUUCGCUGUGCUUCGUUUUACUGUUGGCGAAAAUUUCAGCCUUUGGAUUAGUCAAUGGUGAUUCAUCACCAGGACCCGUAUAUGUCAAUCCGGAUUUAGUUUACGAAAAACCAGAACCUGUCGCUUCGCAGGUAGUUUCGCCCGAUUCUCAAAUCACGCAAACAGUAUAUGGAUUUUUGGACUUUACUACAACGAUUGGUAACACUGUUAUGGUUUUCAUGCCACAAAGUGCGUCUACUUCACCAGGUACUACUACAGUUGAAGAACCUUCGACUACAGAAGGUACAACCACCACUAUUGAAGAAAAACCCAUUACAAAAGAACAGCUGGAAACAGAGUCCAUUGGAAUUACUCCCAGUAAACCAGUGAACUUACCGAUGGAUUCAAAAAAUGAAGAAAUAGUUAUGACUUCAAAUGAACCUAUAACCACCACAAAAGAAACAACUAUUGCCGAACCGACGACCACUACUACAAAAGAACCACCCACUACGAAAACCAUAAUAAAAAAAUCUGAACAAGAGAAAAAAUCAACAGGAGCUCCAGUGACAACAAAGAAAACCAAUGCUAAGCCAACUACUCCAUCACCUCCAAAACCAAAACCAGUUGGAAACGCAAAUAAAGAACCUGUAAUAAGCUCAAAGGUUGUGGUUUUGGCGGGUUCUAAAGUCGUGGAAAAUAUCGUAACCAAAGUCGAGGUCAUUGAGGGAAGUGCACCAGAACCAUCGAAGGUGGUGGAAAAGGCGAUUUACAGUAAAGUAGAAGUUAUUUCUGGUGAACCGGUCGAAGAGGUGGCAGUAAACCAUUUACAACCAACACCAGAAUAUGAUUUCCUUUCCCGACAACCUUCAGAAGUUGUGGAUGAGACGUUCAAAGUGAUUGAUUUGAAACCUAGCUUAUCGAGACACGUCCUCGUUCAGAAAAGUCGAGGUCCCGAAGGAAAACUCCGAGCUUUCAACUCUGUAGCAAACUUUAACGCGGAAGAAGAGCCUACGACAAAUAAGGCACCGAAAAAAGUAGCAGUAAAGAUAUCCCCAUCUGCGUCUGGUGUCAGAAUCCUGAAAACAGCUGCACCUAAGCCCUCUACCAGAUCACCAAACGUUGAACCUACACCAGCCACAUCUGGAUUGGAAGACGAAUCCCUAGAGUCGUUAGUAGGCUCACAACCUGGUUCGGUAUUGGUUCGACAAUCCAGGAGGCCAGCUAUUGGUGGAGGUUUCAAUAAAAAUAAGUACACACCUACGCCAAAAAGCAAAUCAAAAGAAUUUGAAGAUUAUUCGACUACCGAUGAAGAACAAAAUGAAUUCACCUCUGCUCAAAAUGAGCCGACUACUCCAAGUUACAGGAAAGGGUCUAAAUUCACCUCAAAAAUUACUACUACAACACAGAGAGUUCCCAGUUUUAAACAAAACCGAUUUAACAGACCGACCACCGCUGAGCCAGAAGUGGAGUCUACUGAAGGAUCUGCUACUCAAAGACGUUUCCAGCCUAGUGCCAAGCGUUAUGACAGUAACACCAGUGCGGCGGUAGUGACACCAGCUAACCGUCGGGCUUUCAAAAAACACUUUCAACAACAAGAACAGUCCCCCCAGUCCAGCCCACAACCCAUCCCGACUGCUCCGUUGACGUUCAAAUCCAAACUCAUCCGACCAACUGGACGUUGGGAGUACAAAACAUCUCCCAAACCUCGUGUAACCAUUCGCCGUAUCGAUGAAAAUCGACAUGCACAGGAAAAUGCUACCACACCAUUGACACCACAUUUCCCCGACGUACAAGUUGACAACGGAGACCAAGCGUUGGCCGGUUCAGGUUUAUUGCCAGCCUUACAACACGACGAUGACAACGACGUUCUUGUUCAAGACGUAAGCCCGUCUGCAAAUGCUGAAACAAUCCGAGUGGAAAUUUCUACUCCAGCUGAAUUCAAGGACAUAUAUUACGAAAUUGCCACGAUCAAAUCACCGUACUCAUUCCAAGUGGGUUCAGUGAAGAAUACCAGGUUCAUAACGGUGACGUCGACGAUCCAAAAGAGCCUGGUGGAGCAGACCGAUAGCCCGUCACCGGCCAGAGUGCAGGAACCACUGUCCGAGAACAUACUUGCCAGCCAAGCACCCAACCUAUACGGCCGCGAGCAGCCACUGGACUCCAGCCUGGCCACACUGCCACCGAUCUCGCUUUCCCCAGACCAGGCCACCCCACCUCUGGAGACGAUGACUGAGAGCUUCAGUACUACCGAGCUGAUGCUCAAGACGCACAUCCUGCCGGUGGUCCGCGGGACGGACACCAGCAGCGUGACGCUGGUCCAGUCGUACAAGGUGACCAGACUGGUUACCGCGGUCAAGACCCUGCCGCCGAUGGAGGUGUACCAGUUCGUGCCCAGCAAGACGCUCAACGAGUUCAACACGAGGCUGGACGAGGCCGGAUCCGAGCUGCACCUGGAACUCGAGUAUGGCGACAGUGGCAACCACGACGACGAGUCUUCGCACCCGAGCGCGGCCAAGGCGUUCCUGGACAGCUUGGACCUGUCCAACGUAGGAUCGUCAUUCGACGUGUCGCAGAUGGACAAGGCGAACGGAGGGCGGUCUAAGAAGGCACACCGGAUGGCUUCGGCGUCGGGCAACUCAUCGUCGGAACACCCGUCGCACCAGUACCAGCAGCAGCUGCAGGCGCCCACCAUGAGCCCCGAACAGCUACAGCAGCUGGCCCUUUACCGGCUUCUGAACCCGAACGCUCCGAUACCGGCGCCGGUCAUCACCACCUCUCGGCCGGUUCUGAGGUACGAGACCGUGUACGAGACGCACGCCCUUCCCGUUGUCAACGGUGGCGCCACGUACUACACCACCCUGUCGCGGCCCGUUGGUACGGUGACCAGGACCGAUUACGAGCUGGUUACCACCACGCUGGCCAUACCACAACCGCAGUCACUGCCGUUCCAGCAGCCGCAGCAGCAGCUCCAGCCCACUCCCCUGUUCCAGUUCCAGCAGACCCCGAUGUUCCCGCAGCAACUCCAGCAGCAGCAGCCGACGCUGUUCCCGGCCCAGCCAUCGUUCGCCAUCACGUCCACGCCCGUCGUCACCCAGUCGAUGGUCACGCAGACUGACAGCAAGGUGCUGAAGCUCACAUUCGGCGCCAAGACCGCGUACACCACCAUCUACUCCAGCUCGGUGGUUCCCACCCAGGUCACGUCGUACGUGACCCAGUCCGUGGCCGUCCAGCCGACCGUCGCCCAGUUCCCCAACUUCAUACCGUACGGCGGUUACCCGUUCCUGGGCUAG
Messenger RNA from Macrosiphum euphorbiae (potato aphid), 3294 nucleotides. The record is from the annotation of a GenBank genome assembly. NCBI's taxonomy places the organism in Eukaryota, Metazoa, Arthropoda, Insecta, Hemiptera, Aphididae.